Adineta steineri is the source of this 465-nucleotide messenger RNA. NCBI's taxonomy places the organism in Eukaryota, Metazoa, Rotifera, Eurotatoria, Adinetida, Adinetidae. The record is from the annotation of a GenBank genome assembly.
AUGAAUACGACGAUUUCGUUAACAUCACUUAAUCAACAACAAAAUGGUCAUAAAAUUUGUUGUAUUUGUUUGGAAAAAGAAUCAGUUGAUAUACCAUUAAUUAAUUGUGAUCAUCGACUUGAAUUUUGUAAUGACUGUAUAAUACAAUGGUUUGGUAUGAAGAAAUUCGAUUGUCCUAUUUGUCGAAAAGUCUGGCAAGAAAAAGAAUGUUCAGAUACAUCAAGUCAAAAUGAUGGUCAUAUAGGUGUUUCACUUGAAUCACUUUCGUCGUCAGUUAUCGAUCAUCAUUAUCAACCACCUAUCGCUUAUUUUGGUAUAUUUUAUCCAACAAUAAAUGCGCCAACAACAAGUGCUCGUCGUCAAAUGUAUAGUGCUUUAAUUUGUUAUUUAUGUUCGUUUUUCAUUGUCAUUGUUGUAUAUACAAUUCUAAUAUUGCUCAGCAAAAAAUUUGAGCAUAAAGAUUAA